AUGGGUAAUAACGUUUCACGCAUAAAAAGUAAAAUAUUAAAGGCACCACGAUUACCAGAAUACGUGCAAAAAGAAUCCAAAGAAGAGAGGAUUUUAAACCGUUAUAUGUCAAAUGAUGUUAGCGCAGAUGAUAGACUUCAAAUGUACCAUUUUGUUAAAAGAUAUAUAUAUGACAGUAAUUUUUCCGCACCAAUUGAAGAAAAAUUAAUUCAAGGAGGAUAUAAAGUAUUGGAUAUUGCAUGCGGUUCUGGAGCGUGGUUAUUAGAUCUAUCAACCAGAUAUGACAAUUCUCAUUUUUUUGGAAUCGAUUUUCAGGAAGUAUAUCCACAAGAGAUAAAGCCACCAAAUUUAAAAUUUACCAAAGCGGAUAUAUUAGAGGGAUUACCAUUUCCUGAUAAUGAAUUUGAUUUUGUGCGUCAAGAUUCAAUGAGUCAUGUUUUACAAAGAAAUCAAUGGGAAUUUGUUUUAUCCGAAAUCGUUAGGGUAACGAAGCCAGGUGGAUACAUUGAAUUAGCUGAAUUGAAUAUUACGUUUAAUGGUUUUGGACCAAUUUUGCACAGAAUAUAUGGAGGAAUGCGUAAUUUCCUUUUAAAGCAAAAUGUGGAUAUAAAUGUGACGUAUGAACUUGAAUCCAUGCUUAAAUCACAACCAAACGUAACAACGAUUCAUAGGGAUGAAAGAGAGCUAAUUAUUGGACCCAAUGGUGGCAAAAUUGGCAUCGUUUGUCACGAGAGUUUUGUUAUGCUCUGUAAUACAGAAUUGGCAAUUGAAAAUUUAAGUUCUGAAAUAGGAGUUUCUAAGGAAGAAUUUAAAAAUAUGAUAGGAACGGGUCUCAAAGAAGACUUAAAAGUAUCUAGACCCGAAUUAAUGUCAUUUAGAUUAUGGACACAAAAAAAAGAUUAG
Funneliformis mosseae is the source of this 903-nucleotide messenger RNA. The record is from the annotation of a GenBank genome assembly. Lineage: Eukaryota; Fungi; Glomeromycota; Glomeromycetes; Glomerales; Glomeraceae.